This is a messenger RNA of Bombyx mandarina (wild silkworm), 2076 nucleotides long. RefSeq lists its product as uncharacterized. Lineage: Eukaryota; Metazoa; Arthropoda; Insecta; Lepidoptera; Bombycidae. The record is from RefSeq and is a predicted model, not a curated record.
AUGAAACGAGUAAAAGAAAGCGGUGCGUCAUUUAGAAAGAAAAGAAAGAAAAGGGAGGAAAUACGGAUUAAAAACACUGGAGCACUACUCAAAUACAUCUCUCAUAAGCCAACUUCUAGUUCUUUUAGUAUUGUUGCCUCAAAUAUGGGUGAAGAAGCAGCGCUCGAAAGCGAAAAAACAUUAUCCAAUGUUGUUCAAGAGGAAAGACCUGCUUCACACACUGGCGAAAAAGUAGAAAGUUUAUCAAGUCCUGAUGAAGAAUCUGCUGCACAAAUUGUUCUGUCUGUUUCUAUGAAAGAUAUUGGAUUAUGGCCUAACAAAAUUGACGACAAUACAAGAGUAUUUCUGGUACGUCAAGGUCCCUUUUUAAUUCAAAAUUUAGACGCCGACUUCAGCGAAAAAAUAAAACGUUCUAAUAAUACAAGCAAAGCCAAAGGUGAAACAAGAAAACUGAGUCGGGACUGGUUUUUUCAAAUUUUGCCUAAUGGCGAAAAGCUCUUAAGAUCGUGGAUGGUAUAUUCACCAUCGAAGAAAAGUAUUUAUUGUCAACAUGAGGUUAGUCCGCUGCACAUCCGAUCAUAUUACAAAUGGAAGGAAUUAGAAAUAAGACUUGGAAGUGGAGCAACUAUUGACAAACUACAACAACAGAAUAUUGAAAAAAAAAUAAAAAAAUGGAAGGAAGUUCUAACAAGAAUACUUGAUAUAAUUAGAUUCUUAGCAAAACAAAAUUUGGCAUUUCGAGGACAUCGUGAAAGUGUUCAUCAGGAAAACAUCGAUUUACUGGAAAAUAGAGGAAAUUUUCUCGAGGUUAUUGACUUAUUGGCUAAGUACGACCCAGUAUUACGAGAACAUGUAGUAAAAAUUAAGAUGGGUAAUAAAUAUAGUCUCUCUUAUUUGUCGCCGAAGAUUCAGAACGAAUUCAUAGAGCUAUUGGGAGGCGCAGUCAGAAAAACAAUUAUGGAUCAAAUAAAGCAGGCUAAAUACUUUUGUAUUAUAUUUGAUAGCACUCCUGACAUGUCACACAAAGAUCAAACCAGUCAAAUUAUUAGAUAUGUAGUUAUUGAAGGUAGCGAAGUUAAAGUUGUAGAAUCGUUUAUUGACUUUGUAGAAACUAAAGGAAAAACUGCUGUUGAAAUCACAGAUAUGAUUUUAACGAAAUUGGAAAAUGACGGUUUAGAUAUAAAAAAUUGCAGAGGACAGGCUUACGAUAAUGCUGCCGUCAUGGCAGGAAAGCACAGCGGUGUUCAAACUCGCAUUAAAGAAAUAAAUCCAAAUGCAGAAUUUGUAGCAUGUACAAAACAUUCCUUAAACCUGGCAUGUUUGCACGCAGCUUCUACAGCUAUCAAUUCCAUCACAUUUUUUGGAACUAUCGAACAGUUGUUUUCGUUGUUUUCUUCUUCCACUCAUAGAUGUAAUGUCUUACUUUCGGUCACUGGUCAAGGUGUUAAACGUAGUGUAGAAACUCGCUGGAGCGCUAGAGCUGCCGCGGUAACUAUAGUAAAAAAACAUUUUUUUUACAUUUUAAGCGCUUUGGAAAAAUUGACAUCUGAAGAAGAAAAUAGUAAAACGCGAUCAGAUGCUGGAGUAUUACUCAAUUCUAUGCAAUCUUUUUCUUUUCUAUGUUACCUUCAUUUAUGGGAAUCCAUUCUUUUGGAAAUUAAUGACGCUCAAAAAUACCUGCAAAUAAAGGGGUUAAAUGUCCACCAAUGCCAUAUAAAACUAAAUUCUUUGCAAAUACAUUUAAUGGAACAAAGAGAUACGCUAGUACAAAACGCUGUUAUAGCUGCCAAAAUAAUUUGUGAAGAGAUGGAAAUAUCGACAGAGCGUCGAGUUAGAAGGAGAAAAAAUAUGAGUGGGGAAAAUUCUCAAGACGUGGGGCUAUCCUUAGAAGAAGAAGUACGAAGAGAAAUGUUUUCAUCUAUGGACAGAAUUAUAAAGGAAAUAAAAGAACGCUUCGAUCAAUUGCAUGGUCUUGUAAGAAAAUAUUCGUGUAUAAUACCGUGUAACCUACUAAAUGAAGAAUUUGAAUGUCAAAUAAAUGAUUUGAUCGAAGUCCAUAGAGACACAAACACCUAA